CUCGAGCGGCCCUGGAGUAGAGAACCAAAGAAACAUCGAUCGUCAAAUGGAGGCGGACCGACCAAGCGGAACGGCCUCGGAUGCGACUGGGGAAUCGCCUAUUCAGAAUACGUACACGUUCUGGUACAUGAAAAAGAACUCGGGCAAAGCGUUGGAAGACCAAGAAAGCUACGAGAAGAGCAUCAAGGAGAUCGCAGAGUUCCGUACCGUGCAGGGUUUCUGGCGCGUAUACAACCACUUGAUUCGACCGAAUGACUUGCCCAACACAACGGAUUACCACUUGUUCAAGGCUGGCAUCAAGCCGAUGUGGGAGGACUCGGCCAACCGCCGCGGCGGCAAGUGGAUGAUCCGUAUACGCAAGGGCAUUGCGUCGCGCUACUGGGAAGACUUGGUGUUGGCGAUCAUCGGCGAGCAGUUCGACGUCGGGAACGAGAUCUGUGGUGCUGUCAUGUCCAUUCGAUACAACGAGGACAUCAUUUCGCUGUGGAACCGCAAUGCCGACAACAACGAAGCUUGUUACAGAAUACGCGACACGAUGCGCAAGGUGCUCAACUUGCCGCAGUUCGCCUCGCUCGAGUACAAGCGCCACGACACAUCGUUGAACGACAACUCAAGUUUCCGAAACACGACUGUGUGGCGCAACGGCGAGAAAGGGCGCCUUGCGGACGAUGGCACUCCGAUGUCGCCAUCUGCCAACGCCGGGAAUGCUUCUGGCGGGAGCCAGCAGCAGCAGGCGCGGCAUCACAACAGUCAGUCGUCUCAGCAGUCCCGAGGAGAUCGAUCGAGUGGAUCGAACCGCAGCGGCAACAACCGACGCGACAAUUCCCGCAACACGGGUGCGUGGACGCGCGACACGACGAUCCGUGAAAAGAAGGACCGCGCGAGCAGUUUUGUGCGUAACGACUCGUCCACGGCUGCGGAAGAUGUAGCCCUGCAAUCGUAGAACGACAAGAAGGGUAGAAAGACAAGCCGCACGAACGAGAAUCUGGUUGAUCAUGCAUGUGCUCGUGAAUGCAGGACGCCAUGGAUGGAUAGAGAAAUCGUACAUAGUCAACUGUAUUCUUGGGCACUUUAAGGAUGGACGCGACACCGGCCUCCCU
Molecule: messenger RNA, 1100 nt
Organism: Aphanomyces invadans
Lineage: Eukaryota; Oomycota; Saprolegniomycetes; Saprolegniales; Verrucalvaceae
Exons: 6
Coding region: 47-943 (298 amino acids)
Biological process (GO): translational initiation
Cellular component (GO): cytoplasm; eukaryotic translation initiation factor 4F complex
Molecular function (GO): RNA 7-methylguanosine cap binding; translation initiation factor activity
Source: RefSeq, a predicted model, not a curated record